UUACCAUUCAUGUAAAAGGUGCUCAGUAAAUAUUUGUUGGAUGAUUAAUUUAAUAAUCAUGGAGAGGUUUUGGGGUUGGUUUCACUGCUGGUGCUUUACCUUUUCACUAUACUUCAGGCAAUAAAUUGAGUUGUGUGAAGAACUUUUACCUCAAGAUGGUUAAACUAGAUAUGUUAUCUGAGUCUGGGGGAUGAAAAGGGAAGAUUAUGUAGUAGUUUCUCGCAGAACUUAAAUUGUUUUGUACCAAGGCUAUUGCUAGUAUAAGUUAAUUGAUGAAGUAUGCCAGGUUUUGUGAUCGUAUAUAUCAGAACUAGCACACUAUUGAAAAUGUAAUUAAAACCAGUCAGCACUUUAGUGAGUACUUAAAUAUCAGUUAAACUUUGAUACAUACAUCACAACAGAGUCUUACAGUAUGAAGUUAUAUAGUCUACUAAGAUACAACAGAAUUCCCUAAUAUUUGUUCUUCUUUCCCGUCAGUUGUCUUCAACUGUUCUGAAGCACAAGACCUAUCAAACCACUGUAGAUAUGGACAAAGAAGAAAGGAAGACUAUCAACCAGGGUCAAGAAGAUGAAAUGGAGAUUUAUGGCUAUAAUUUGUGUCGCUGGAAGCUUGCCAUAGUUUCUCUAGGAGUGGUUUGCACUGGUGGCUUUCUCCUCCUCCUCCUCUACUGGAUGCCCGAAUGGCGGGUGAAGGCGACCUGUAUUAGAGCUGCAAUUAGAGACUGUGAAGUGGUGCUGCUGAGGACUACUGAUGAAUUCAGAAUGUGGUUUUGUGCAAAAAUUCGCUUUCUUUCUCUGGAAACUCACCCAUUUUUGAGCCCCAAAUCUGUGACUAAUAAAGUUUCAAAUGGCCAUGCUGUUCAUCUAACUGAAAAUUUGGCUGAAGAGAAUAGGCAUGAAAUGAGUAAAUAUUCACAGACUCAACCACAACAGGUCCGUUAUUUCACCCACCACAGUGUAAAAUACUUCUGGAAUGAUACCCUUCACAAUUUUGAUUUUUUAAAGGGACUGGAUGAAGGUGUUUCUUGUACGUCAAUUUAUGAAAAGCAUAGUGCAGGACUGACAAAAGGGAUGCAUGCCUACAGAAAAUUGCUUUAUGGAGUAAAUGAAAUUACUGUGAAAGUGCCUUCUGUUUUUAAGCUUCUAAUUAAGGAGGUUCUCAACCCAUUUUACAUUUUCCAGCUGUUCAGUGUUGUACUAUGGAGCACUGAUGAAUACUAUUAUUAUGCUCUAGCCAUUGUGAUUAUGUCUAUAGUGUCAAUUGUAAGCUCUCUGUAUUCCAUUAGGAAGCAAUAUAUUAUGUUGCAUGACAUGGUGGCAGCUCACAGUACUGUGAGAGUUUCGGUUUGCAGAGUGAAUGAAGAAAUAGAAGAGAUCUUUUCUACAGACCUUGUGCCAGGAGAUGUUAUGGUCAUUCCAUUGAAUGGGACAGUCAUGCCUUGUGAUGCCGUUCUUAUUAAUGGUACUUGCAUUGUAAAUGAAAGCAUGUUAACAGGAGAGAGUGUUCCAGUGACAAAAACUAAUUUGCCAAAUCCUUCAGUGGACAUCAAAGGAAUGGGAGAUGAAUUCUAUAGUCCAGAAAUACAUAAACGACACACUUUGUUUUGUGGGACUACUGUAAUUCAAACUCGUUUCUACACUGGAGAACUUGUCAAAGCUGUAGUAGUUAGAACAGGAUUUAGUACUUCCAAAGGACAGCUUGUUCGUUCUAUAUUAUAUCCCAAACCAACUGAUUUUAAACUCUACAGAGAUGCCUACUUGUUUCUACUGUGUCUUGUGGCAGUGGCUGGUAUUGGGUUUAUCUACACUAUUAUCAAUAGCAUUUUAAAUAAGGUAGAAAUUGGGGUAAUAAUUAUUGAGUCUCUGGAUAUCAUUACCAUUACGGUGCCACCUGCACUGCCUGCUGCGAUGACAGCCGGUAUUGUGUAUGCCCAACGAAGACUGAAAAACGUUGGGAUUUUCUGUAUCAGUCCCCAAAGGAUAAAUAUCUGUGGACAGCUGAAUCUCGUUUGCUUUGACAAGACUGGAACUCUUACUGAAGAUGGUUUAGAUCUUUGGGGGAUUCAACGAGUGGAAAAUACACGUUUCCUUUUGCCAGAAGAAAAUGUUUGCAAUGAGAUACUGGUAAAGUCUCAGUUUGUUGCUUGUAUGGCUACUUGUCAUUCACUCACAAAGAUUGAAGGAGUGCUUUCUGGUGAUCCCCUUGAUUUGAAAAUGUUUGAAGCCAUUGGAUGGAUUCUGGAAGAAGCAACUGAAGAGGAAACAGCACUUCAUAAUCGAAUUAUGCCCACUGUGGUUCGUCCUGCGAAACAGCUGCUUCCUGAAUCCACACCUGCAGGAAACCAAGAAAUGGAGCUGUUUGAACUUCCAGCUAUUUAUGAGAUAGGAAUUGUUCGCCAGUUCCCAUUUUCUUCUGCUUUGCAACGUAUGAGUGUGGUUGCAAGGGUGCUAGGGGAUAAGAAGAUGGAUGCCUACAUGAAAGGAGCACCUGAGGUCAUUGCCAGUCUUUGUAAACCUGAAACAGUUCCUGUUGAUUUUGAAAAAGUUUUGGAAGAUUACACUAAACAGGGCUUCCGAGUGAUUGCUCUUGCACACAGAAAAUUAGAGUCAAAACUGACAUGGCAUAAAGUACAGAAUAUUAGCAGAGAUGUCAUUGAAAACAACAUGGAUUUUAUGGGAUUAAUUGUAAUGCAGAACAAAUUAAAGCAAGAAACCCCUGCAGUACUUGAAGAUUUGCAUAAAGCCAACAUUCGCACUGUCAUGGUCACAGGUGACAAUAUGUUGACUGCUGUUUCUGUAGCCAGAGACUGUGGAAUGAUACUACCUCAGGAUAAAGUUAUUAUUGCUGAAGCAUUACCUCCGAAGGAUGGGAAAGUUGCCAAGAUAAAUUGGCAUUAUGCAGACACCCUAACACAGUGCAGUAAUUCAUCAGCAAUUGACUCAGAGGCUAUUCCAAUUAAACUGGUUCAUGAUAGCUUAGAGGAUCUUCAGGUGACUCGUUACCAUUUUGCAAUGAAUGGAAAAUCAUUUUCAGUGAUAUUAGAACAUUUUCAAGACCUUGCUCCUAAGUUGAUGUUGCAUGGCACUGUGUUUGCUCGUAUGGCACCUGAUCAGAAGACACAAUUAAUAGAAGCAUUGCAAAAUGUGGAUUACUUCGUUGGGAUGUGCGGUGAUGGUGCAAAUGAUUGUGGUGCUUUGAAGAGGGCACAUGGAGGCAUUUCGUUAUCAGAGCUUGAGGCUUCGGUGGCAUCUCCCUUUACCUCCAAAACUCCUAGUAUUUCCUGUGUGCCAAACCUUAUCAGGGAAGGCCGUGCUGCUUUAAUGACUUCUUUUUGUGUGUUUAAAUUUAUGGCUUUGUACAGCAUUAUACAGUACUUCAGUGUUACUCUGUUAUAUUCCAUCUUAAGUAACCUAGGAGACUUCCAGUUUCUCUUCAUUGAUCUGGCAAUCAUUUUGGUAGUGGUGUUUACAAUGAGUUUAAAUCCUGCCUGGAAGGAACUCGUGGCACAAAGACCACCUUCAGGUCUUAUAUCUGGGGCCCUUCUCUUCUCCGUUUUGUCUCAGAUCAUCAUCUGCAUUGGAUUUCAAUCUUUGGGUUUUUUUUGGGUCAAGCAGCAAACUUGGUAUGAAGUAUGGCAGCCACAGUCAGAUGCUUGUAAUACAACAAGAAGCCUAUAUUGGAAUUCUUCACAUUUGUACAAUGAAACCAAUCUUGAUACACAUAAUAUACAAAAUUAUGAAAAUACCACAGUGUUUUUUAUCUCCAGUUUUCAGUACCUCAUAGUGGCAAUUGCCUUUUCAAAAGGAAAACCCUUCAGGCAGCCUUGCUACAAGAAUUAUUUUUUUGUUGUGUCUGUGAUUAUUUUGUAUGUUUUCAUAUUACUCAUCAUGUUGCAUCCAGUUGCCUCUAUUGACCAGGUUCUUCAGAUAGUGUGUGUACCAUAUCAGUGGCGUGUAACUAUGCUCAUGAUUGUUCUUGUCAAUGCCCUUGUAUCUAUCAUGGUGGAGGAGUCAGUGGAUCGGUGGGGAAAAUGCUGCUUGUCCUGGGCUCUGGGCUGUAGAAAGAAGACACCAAAGGCAAAGUACAUGUAUCUGGCUCAGGAGCUCUUGGUUGAUCCAGAAUGGCCACCAAAACCUCAAACAACAACAGAAGCUAAAGCUUUAGUUAAGGAGAACGGAUCAUGUCAAAUCAUCACCAUAACAUAGCAGUGCAUCACUCUCGGUGGUAUGCUAGUAGCAGGAAAAUGUAAUUUUAGGACAUUCUGAUCCUGUGUGUCAGAAUGGCACCAUUUCAGUUUAUGUCCCUUCUAAUAUAGUAGCUGAUAUGAGAGCUUUUUUUUCUAAUAAACGGAACAAAACAAAAAAGAUUGGCCCAUCAGUUAAACUAAUCAUUCUGUAAAGUCCUAUAUCUUCAUUCAGUA
Odobenus rosmarus divergens (Pacific walrus) is the source of this 4421-nucleotide messenger RNA. RefSeq names its product ATPase type 13A3 (gene ATP13A3). The record is from RefSeq and is a predicted model, not a curated record. The transcript is spliced from 31 exons. The coding region runs from base 526 to 4206 and encodes 1226 amino acids. Gene Ontology annotation, molecular function: polyamine transmembrane transporter activity; ATP binding; P-type ion transporter activity. Lineage: Eukaryota; Metazoa; Chordata; Mammalia; Carnivora; Odobenidae. Gene Ontology annotation, biological process: polyamine transmembrane transport; intracellular calcium ion homeostasis. Gene Ontology annotation, cellular component: late endosome membrane.